AUGAAAUUCCUACUGAGCUUUGGUCUCCUGGCGGCUUUCGCCGUCUUUUUUGCAAUGGUGAAUCUUUAUUCUUGACAACUUCAAAAUGGAUUCUUCUUCAGGCAAAAGCCAAACAAUCCAGUUGGUCCGAAUGGGCGGAUAAGCCUGGAGCGAUUUGCAACGACACCUGCGGAGGUUGUGGUCGGAUCGAGCAGGUCAGAACUUGCACAGGAGGAAAGUCUAAAAGCUGCAAGUCAGUCUUUUGAACUUGAUCUCUGAAGUCAGUAAGAGGUCAUUUUCCAGAGGCGCCAGUGAGCAAUUGGCGAGCUGA
Messenger RNA from Caenorhabditis auriculariae, 310 nucleotides. The record is from the annotation of a GenBank genome assembly. NCBI's taxonomy places the organism in Eukaryota, Metazoa, Nematoda, Chromadorea, Rhabditida, Rhabditidae.